Messenger RNA from Nicotiana tabacum (common tobacco), 1204 nucleotides. Its product is annotated as putative 6-phosphogluconolactonase 4, chloroplastic. The record is from RefSeq and is a predicted model, not a curated record. Gene Ontology annotation, biological process: pentose-phosphate shunt; carbohydrate metabolic process. Lineage: Eukaryota; Viridiplantae; Streptophyta; Magnoliopsida; Solanales; Solanaceae. Gene Ontology annotation, molecular function: 6-phosphogluconolactonase activity.
UGCUAAAACAAACUUAAUCCCCUCGCCCCUCUCGCUCUCUCUCUCUCUAAAUAUAGGAAAUAACAGACUUGGGCUUCGAAGAUGGCGACCCAGAAAGGGAAGAAGACGGUGUUAAAGUUCGACUCUGAAGAAGAUGUAGCAAACGCACUCGCCAAAUACACUGCUGAUUUGUCUGAUAAGUUCAUCAAAGACAAAGGUUCUUUCACUGUUGUGCUCUCUGGAGGCACUCUUAUUGAUUCCAUGAGGAAACUAGUGGAGAAGCCUUACAAAGAUUCAGUUGAUUGGUCGAAAUGGUGGAUUUUUUGGGUGGAUGAGCGGGUAGUUCCUCUGGAUCACGGUGACAGCAAUUACAAACUUGCCUCGGAUGGUUUUCUUUCUAAGGUUCCAAUCCCCUCUUCUAACAUUUAUGCAAUCAAUGACAAGGAGUCACCUGAGGGUGCAGCUACUGAUUACGAGGCUCGUGUGAAACAAUUGGUUGAAAGCAAAGUUCUGCCCUUAUCGGCGAUUAGUGGAUUCCCCAAAUUUGAUCUUAUGCUAUUAGGUAUGGGGCCAGACGGACAUGUGGCUUCUUUGUUUCCUACACGUUCUCAACGCCAUGAGAAGGAGGGGUUGGUCACCUUCAUCACAGACUCACCAAAACCUCCUCCGCCAAGGAUUACUUUCACGUUUCCGGUAAUUAAUUCUGCUUCAGAGAUAGCAAUGGUGAUCACGGGAGCAGAGUUAGCCAAUAUUGUUGAUGUGGUUCUGGGAAGUGGACUUGCUGCUGAUGGGAUUCCUCCUCCUGCUACGGAAGUUUCAGCUGAAGAGGAGCUGACUUGGUUUUUAGACAAGGAUGCUGCAUCAAAACUAGAGACCUCGGAAUGAUUUUUUCACAUAUGUGAUACAUAAUAGCAGUAAUCCUAAUAGGUUUCGGACAUUACGUUUGGUGGCACUGAAAUGUGUUGCUUAAGGAUGGUCAUACGUCCUUUCUUUGUACUUCUUUCCUGAUAUUGCUUAUGUUUUCUAGUUUUUAACUUCUUCUUUGUACUUCUUUCCUGAGAUUGCUUAUGUACUUAGGUUGUCUUGUUUUUAUCUUCUUCUCUAGAAGUUGAGUUAUGUUAAUCUAUGAAGACUUGCAUAUUUAAUAAGGGAUUAUGAGGUCCAUGAUCCCCUAUGUUUUUGUUUAUAUCAGCUCAGAAUGUAACAUGUUGCAUUUAGUAUUGUA